UUUCAGGAAGGCUUGAUAAGUGAUAACGAUGAUGAGGAAGUGGUAUUCUUGGGAUUUGAUAUUCCAAUAGAAGAAGAUGAUACUAUACUUGGAUUUGAUGUGGACUCAACAAAAGAUUGUUUAGAUCCUAUAAGUUCUCUGUUGGGACAGUUAGAGGCGGCGUCAGUGACAGUGGAGUGUGAUCCCCGCUCUCUGCUGCAGGCCCCUUCCUCCACCACUACCUGCCUCGAAUGUGGCAAGAUCUUUGACAACCAUGUGGAGUUGGUGGAGCACAUGCAGUGGCAUGCUGCCAUCCAGAGUCCCCACACUCAUUCCUUUGUCUGCUCUGUCUGCUUCCGAGGAUUUUCAAGUUCUGACCAGCUGGCCAAGCAUGUUAAAUGGACCCAUGAAGGAGGCAAGAAGUAUUCGUGCCCGGUUUGUCCUAAACGGUUCACCACCAGUUAUUAUGUUAAGAAACACGUAGAUACAGUACACUCUCAUAAGCAAUCCAAGAAAGGGAUGAUAAGCAUGUAUUUUUGUGCAGAAUGUCCUCUUAAGUUUGCUUCAGAAGCAUUGUUGAAAUCACACGAAGAUAAGGUUCAUAAAAAGGCUCUAUACCAGUGUGAUAAGUGUUUGAAGUACUUUGUGAAGUACCCCAACUUACAGCGGCACAAAUUAUCACACACCGGUGAAAGUCAAGGCUUUACUUGUGCCUACUGCAACCAAGUUUUCAGUUCUCGAAAACUCCUUCACGCUCACUGGCCUGUUCAUUCUGAUAAAAGUAUAUAUAAAUGUGAAAUCUGUGACAGUACAUUUACAGCAGUAAAACUCCUUAAAGAGGCAUAA
Homalodisca vitripennis (glassy-winged sharpshooter) is the source of this 825-nucleotide messenger RNA. Its product is annotated as zinc finger protein 595-like. The annotation marks the transcript as partial. Gene Ontology annotation, molecular function: DNA-binding transcription factor activity, RNA polymerase II-specific; RNA polymerase II transcription regulatory region sequence-specific DNA binding. The record is from RefSeq and is a predicted model, not a curated record. The transcript is spliced from 2 exons. Gene Ontology annotation, cellular component: nucleus. Gene Ontology annotation, biological process: regulation of transcription by RNA polymerase II. NCBI's taxonomy places the organism in Eukaryota, Metazoa, Arthropoda, Insecta, Hemiptera, Cicadellidae.